AAUUUUCAAAAUUCUUUGGAGUAUUUACAUCGUACUGAUAAAAACCAAUAUUUUGCCAUGCUGAUUAUGCCUGUUCAUAAGUAUGAGGAUUGUAAGCCACAGAUACAGCAAUUACGACAAAUACAGAAAAAGUUAUUGAACUGUACUGGCCGUGAACUCCGUAGGGCACUCUUCUCUCUCAAGCAGAUAUUCCAGGAUGACAAAGAUCUUGUGCAUGAAUUUGUCAGUGCUGAUGGCCUGGCUUGCCUUAUCAAGGUGGGGGCCGAGGCUGACCAGAACUACCAGAACUACAUUCUCAGGGCUCUUGGUCAGGUAAUGCUUUAUGUUGAUGGUAUGAAUGGAGUGAUCGAACACGGCGAAACAAUCCAGUGGCUUUACUCUCUCAUUACAUCAAAGUUCCGUCUAGUCGUGAAAACUUCUCUGAAGCUACUCCUUGUUUUUAUUGAAUACACAGAGACAAAUGUUGAGCUGCUUGUGAAGGCAAUCAAGUUGGUUGAUAAACAGCAGGGUCAAUUAGCUUGGUCUAAUUUGGUGACUCUUAUCAAAGAUGAUUCACAAGAUUCAGAGGUUCUUAUUUAUGCUAUGACACUUGUUAAUAAGACAUUAAAUGGAAUUCCAGAUCAAGAUACAUUUUAUGACGUAACUGAUGCAUUGGAAGAGCAGAAGAUUGAAGCAGUUGCUCAAAAGUUCAUGAACAGAAGAGGAGCAGAUUUGGAUCUAAUUGAGCAAUUUAGAAUAUAUGAGAUGUCUCUAAAAAAUGAAGAUGGUGACAGUGAUAUUCCAAUUGAGCAACAUCGAAACUUGCGUAAAAAUCGGAGAAGCGCCGAGCCCCAAGUGAAUGGAAAGACACCACGCAAAAGUAAACGUAGCACUAGCACACUACAGCCUACGCAGCAAUACAUUCUUGACACAAGUCAGGAAGAGUCCACAGAGCCAAAUCUUGCCAACGAGUCUGAGAAUACUGAAAAUGGUGAUAGAAUGACACCCUACCGCAGAAGAAGGGAAAGAAGGAGAAGGCCCCCAGAAGAACCUCCCUCUCCUGAACCAACACCAAAUACAGCAGCAACCACAACUCCAGGUGAAGAAAGUUUAUUUGAGCGACGGCAACGAAUAAGACAACGAGCUCAACAAAAACAGGAAGACUUGAUAGCUAGAAACAGUUCUCCACAAGAGGAGAUAUUUUCUGAAGAUGAAAAAUAUAACCCUACGUCAGUUGCUGAGAAAUUGUUGGCCAAGGAUCUACCUGUAUGCAAAGGAAUAAUAGAUCCAUCAUCACUGAGCCUCAGCCUAGAUUCAGUGGCUAGAGAUUCUAGUAAAACAGAGUCUGAUGGAAAACAUGGGGCAAAUACUCUGAAUAUUGAAAUGGUAUCUCCAGCCAAGGCUAGCCCUACCUCUUCCCUUGAUGCUUUCGAGUUUGUGAGCCUUGGAGAUAUGUCUCCUCAAACUAAAUUCAAUAAGCCAAAGUGGUCAAUGACUUCAGAACAACCAAGUACCACCUCAAUAAACUCUUGCACCAAUACUGCUUUGCAUGCCUCGAUAUGUAAGCAUGCAAAGAAACAUCUUCAAGACCAAUCAAAGCAAAAGCAUCAACCUAAAGAAAGUGGUAUAGUUGCUGAAAAGCACUUAGCUACAAUAUCAGAAAUCAUCAUAGACAAGAAUUUACAAUCGAAAGAAAACAUUCAAGAAAAUGACAAUAAGAACAUAAAUUAUGUUGACAUUGAGGAUUAUAAGGUCUGGUAUGAUGAAACAGAUGACUUAAUUGAUGAUGUAAGAAAAACCAAUUAUCAUGACAUCUGUGAUACAAGUGAACAAUGUAAGCUCAAAUCCAAGAUGCUGAAGGAUGUGAAUAUAAACACUGACCCUUUGUGCUCAAGGUUAGAUGCUGAAAGUAAAAAUAAAGCCUCAAUUGAGGAAGAACCAAUUGCAUCUCACAGUUUUGCUGAAAAUAUUGAGGUGGGAAUAAACAAGUAUGAACAAAUCUCAGAAGGAAAGAAAAGACUACAAGCUGUUGUGAUUGACUUUGAAGAUGACACUGCGCAUAGAUUGGCUGAUAGGAUAAUUGGAUUGGACCUCACUGUGGCUGUUAACGAGCAGACUGUUGACCCUAAGCCUAGUUUAGCUACUCAGUUUGAAACAGAUAGAGCACAGUUAAACUCAGAUAAGGAGAACUUACACAACAGUUUAGAAGCAUGUAGUAAUGGAUCGAGUGAGUUCAAUAGUAGUGAAAUCAUGGAUUUAGAUAAUGGAAAUCAUUUAACUGUGAAAGAAGAUGAUACCAAGAAUUAUAUAAGGAUAGAGGAUUUUGAGAGGGUAAAAUUUGGAAUAGCGAUAAAUACACCAGGUGAUGAAUCAAAUUCAGAGGACAUAUCAAGUAGAGAUUGUUACAAAAACAAGGAAGCUAAAGUUGGAAUAUUACUUCCAGAUAUUAAAGUUGAAAAAGAAAGUAAAGGCAAUGUAAGUCAAAACACUAUUGAAGAAAAAUGUUGUAGUAAACAUAAAGUUAAUGAUGAUAUUAAGAUCAGAAAUUCUGAAGAUAAUGUUGACUUAAUUAAAAGCAAUACCACAAGGGAAUCUAAUCUAAGCAGCAAUGAUUUUAGCUCUGAGUUUUUUGAAGAUGGUGUGUCAGACCCACCAUUUUCAAAUGAUAAUGAAGGUAUAGAGCCAUCCAAUUCUUCAAAUACACUUGUCAGCUAUGUUGAAAAAUGUCAUUCAGUGGGUGAUACAUCAGAUGAAUAUUUAUCAUGUGAGGAUGAAGAAAAAGAAAUUGUCAACAUGGGGCAGGAACUGCAAUCAAAUGAUGAUAGUGACGAAACUGAAGAAGAAUUAUCUCAAAUAUUACCUGGUAGUUUUUCCUUGAAGAAUGAAGAACUUCUAAUUCAAAAAGUCAUUGAAAAAGAUUUGAUCGGUACUACUAAAAAUGGUGAAAAAGUUUUAGAAAGCCUUUGCAGUGAUAAUAUUAGUUGUUCAAUUGUUGUAAAUGAUGUGGAUAAAUUAAGUUUUGGCGACUCAGACUCUGGUGUAGGUGAUGAGGAUAUAAGUACCCCUGUACAUAGUAUUGAAUCUGGAAACAUUCAAGUUGCAGAUCUAAGCAAAGAGGACAUUCUCUCAGGUACCAGCUAUGAUGAGGUUCAUAGCAAUUAUAGAUAUAAGGAUGUUGUUUACAUUCAAGAAACCAGGAAACUUGAAGUGUGCAAUGUGCUAGGUCAGGGGGUUAAGUUUUGCAAUCUCUCCAUAGAGGAAAAGAAGCAGCUUGUUGAAACCCAGUCUGAAAUUGAAAAGCCUAAGGCUAAACACGAGGCAGUAGAUUCAUUUGAUGUUGAUAACAAAAUUAAUAGUGAUUAUAGUGGUAUUGGAAAUAUAACCAUAGAUACAGGUGUUAAUACAGACAAAUCUAGCUGUGGGCAAAAUGAGGACGUGAACUGUAAGAACAUACAUGACAUAAAAAAUUGUGAUGAAAAACCUGAAUCAAACACUUGUGAACCUAUUAAUUAUUGUACCAUUCAGAAAGUUACUGCAGGGAAAACUGCAGUAGUAGAACCGGCAACAGAGGGCAACGGUUAUCAGAUACAAAAAGAAAAUAGUGUGCAAUUACAGGUAUCACACCAGGAACUUUUUGGCGGAUAUUAUGGAGAAUUAUUUCAAGGUAAGUCACCUGCCUUGCCUCAUCUUGAAAAGGGUAAUUUAAUUGUGGAGUCUGCAUCGGAUAAUUCAUCGUUGGAUAAAAGUGAGAAAAAUGUACCUCAGACAAAUGGCACCGAUCCCUGCAAAGUAACAGCAGAUGACAGUGCGACAGCAAAUAUGGCGUGUUCAACAAUUCAGCCUAAAUACUGUGAUAUCACUGAACAUGUUUUUUCACAGAUUAGCAAGGAUGAUACAUCAACAGGUUGCAUUAUCUUUGGUGAUAAUUAUAGUAAUAGCACUGAUUAUUUAAGGAACCCUCAAAUGGAAUACAGUUGCAAUGAAGAAACUGAUAAUCUCAAAGACUAUGAUAAAUUGACAGCAAUUAAUUUUGAUGAUGGUAUAGGAACCCAGUUGUGCAAAAGGGAAAAUGAACAAAAAUAUGUCGAUGCUAGAAAUGUGAUGAAGGAUAAAGAUGAACAGGAAAUGAGAAUUGUAGAAGAUGAUAAUGAUGAUAAUAGCUCUGUUGAUCUAGCACCAUUACAUAGUAAAUUAAUUUUAUCCAAUUGUUUUAAUGAUUUUUCUGGGGGAAAAUCAGCUGAUUGUAACUCAUCUACAGUGUUGCCUAGUUUUAAUGUCAGGGAAGCAGUUGACAUCUCAUAUUCCCACAAAGAUAAUGCUGAACUUCAAUCACAAGUAUGUAACUCCUUUGAUGAUACUGAAGAAGCCUCUGUGGAUAGUUCAGAUAAUGACUUUGUAAACCUGAGAAAAACCGAUGUCAGUACAUUAACAGGAGAGAUAAAUAAAGAAAAGCAAGGUAUACAAUGUAAAUUGGUAGAUGAAAAAAUCGAUUUUUUCACUGUGAGUGACACUACUUCAACAGAAAAGGAGACUAAUGACACGCAUGUCAUGAAUUGCAUUACAAAUGCAUAUUCAGAUGAUAGUACUUUUGCCAACCAAGAAAUAAUUGCAGAACAAGACACUUGGAUUAGCAUAGAUAUUGUAAAAAAUCCCACAAUUGAUGAGAAUCAGUCUAUUUGUGGAGAAAGAGAAUGCUUUAAAAGUCAAGAUACAACUGAGUUUUUCACAGAAAUUGAAGAGGUUACAAUUGAACCUGCAGCGGAAGUUGAUACCAUGUCAUUUCUUAGUCAAUGUAUAUCAAGUAAUACCACUUUAGGAGAAGUAGAUAAAGUUGAAUUUGAAAUGAGUGAAAGAAAUGUUGAUAGCAAUCAGCCAUCUACCCAGGAGUUAAACGGGGACCAGAUUUGUGAACCUUCAUUAAUUGAUCAUGCAAAUAAAUUUAGUUUUGAGCCAGUGAUUGAUGGGACAAACAAGACUGAUGAUCAAAUAGAAGAUGUUGAUGGUAACAUCCAUGCCAUAGAAACAAAUGUAGAUAUCAUGCAAAAUAUUAAGUUAAAGGGUGUUGAAGCUGAGGAAUUUGGUGAUGUCUCUAAAUUUUCAACAGAUCUAAGUUUAGAGCAAUCAAGUUUAUCUCAAAGGAUUGAAAUCUCUAAUAAUUCAUGUGCAUCUCCAGUAUUUCAGAGUACUGAAGAUGUCUGCAUGUCUUUGGGUGACAUGCAGAAAGAGAUUUUUCCUAAUGUAGAUAAUUUCUUUCAUGCUGUCAAUGAAAAUGCAAUAGCUGGUCAGGGAGAUUUUCAGAAUAUUAAAUCAUCAUUAGAAUUGCCUAAACAAGUGAAUACAAUAAAUAAUCGUUGUCAUGAAAAAUUGUAUGAAGAACAUGAGUCAGUUGAAAAAGAGCAUUAUGAAGGUACCCAGAAGAAAAAAUCUCCAGAACCUUCAUUGUUUCAAGUUGCAGAGAAAAUUAGCCAUGUAAAAAGGAAUGCAAUAUUGGAUGACAUGCAAGACAUUCUUCUGCUUCUUAGUAUGGGAGAUUCAAGCUUUGGAAGUAUUGACGAAAAAGAAGAAACAUGUUUUCCAAUUUCUGAUGGUACUCUUCUCCAGAGGGGCAGUGAAGAUGAAGAUGAUGAUGAUGCUGAUUGUACAGAGAAGGAUGUUGGAGAUGAUCAGUUUGAUACAGAUAUGGAUGAGAUUGAGAUUGACAAGAUGGAAGAAAAAAUAUUGGAAGCACACAUAGAAGGAAAUUUGAAAAAGAAAGUAACAGAUGUGAUACAUCCUCAAAAUAAUGAAGACACAAUUUGUCUCAAUCAUAGAGUCAUUGGUCAUGUUGAUUCAAGUGAAUCCACUAGUCUUGAAUCCACAGGUACAUCCUCAUUUCAGUCAGAUAAACGUGAUUGGACUGAUUUGACUGGUCGCUCCUACAAAACACAUCGAAGUGGCGAAGAAGACGACUUACUCAAAUUACUCUCAGCUGGAUUCAGUGAACCUCCAAAAAUUGACAAUCAACAUCAAGAAAGUAACAGUCAAUUAAUUUUGGUUGAUGAUAGGUCUAUUAAUUCAUAUGUGAUUCAUAACAAUGUCGAAUCUAAAGAUGAUGUACAUUCUGCAGAUGAUGAUGUGUCCAUUAAUCCAAAUUGCAGUGAUGUUCAACAAUGUGACAAAGGUAUGCUGCAGAAGAAUGUAUCAGUUGAUUGUAAUUUAAAUAUUUUGAAAAGUGUGAAAGACAAUUUGGAAGCCAGUUGUGAUGCAGAGAUAUCUGAUGGUGUUAAUGAUAAUAAGAUUUCAGUUGAAGCUGGUGUAUAUGGUUUAAACUCAUCCACAUCCCACACUGGUGGUAUAGCUGAUCAGGAUGAAACCAAGGGGGAAAUAGAGAAACAAUUAAAUUUAAAUGUUAAGGUUAGAGUGGAAAAGUUAAAAUCCAAAAUGCAGCAGGAUGAAGAAGACGAGGUUCUUAAGUUCUUAACAUCUGGUGUAUCAUUUCCUGAUGCAGUUGAAGAAGAUCUACCAUUUGUUCCAGUUGGUAGAAGAAGAUGGAAAUGGCAAUAUAAUGAAGAAGAAUCAAACCAACAAUUAGAUGCAAAACCAGCAUUAAACGAAUGUAAAAAAUAUUUUGAUCAAAGUAUUAUUAAAGAUGAGUCGUCUAAACUAGAGUUUGAUAAAGUUAACAAGCCAAAAGAAAGGAUUGAAAAGAAAAAAGAUGAACGAAAGAUUCCCCCAAUGAGUUUUCAAAAAAAAAAACCGUGGAAAGAACAAUUAGAAGAGGAGGUUAUUACUGUUAAGACAAUUCAGAUUAAGAAGGCGAAGAAGAACGUUGAAAAGAUUGACAGUGAAUUGUUGAAGAUAUUGAAAGAUGGUGCUAUAACUGAUCAAAUGAUAUUGGCAGAGAAGCUAAACAAUAAAAGGAAAGUGGAAAGGCGAAAAAAACAGAAAGAAGAAGAAGAUGCUCUUGCCAUUUUGAAAGGAGGACUUGAAGAUUUUGUAGUACACCAUGAAAAUUUAUCUUCUGACACUGCUGAAUGUUUGGAAGAACAAACAGUUGUAUAUGAUGUUGAAACUAAUGCAAAAAUAUCUGAUAAUGAAGGCUUGUCAAAUGAUGAAUCUUUUUCUGAAGUCCCUUGUGUAAAAGUGUAUAAAGAACAACCUAAAACAGAGGAAGAAUUGCUACUAGCAAUGUUAUCAUCUGGUCCAACUAAUGAUCAGGAGUACUUGGCUGUUAAAAUAAAAGCAAAGGAAAAAGAAAUUCAGAAGAGAAAAACAGAGGAAGAAGAUUUGUUUCUUCUCUUGAGUCAAGGAAAUCAAGAUUUGGCAACAGAAAACGAUUUUCAUAAAACUAAAUAUAAUGAUGAUAAUAUUUGUACUGAUCCAGCCAUAGAUGAAAAAAGUGAUAUAGAUCAAAAGGAUAUAGACAAAACUACGAAUGAAAGUGAACAUGUUAAUACUACGUUGCAAAAACACAUAGUAAAUGAAGAAAAUGAAAAUCUUCCAUUAUUAAAAGAUGACCGUAAUAUUGUUGAUGAAAGUGAUAGGAAACUUCAGAACUUAGUAGCUGAAAAGUCAGAGGCUUGUAAACAAAUCAAAGUUAUAGAAAGUUUAACAUUUAAGAAAGAACAAAUUGUUAAGGAAGAUGAUAUAGUGGCCCUCUUAAGAAGUGGAUUCUCUUCUUCGAGCUUGGAAAGUGAAACACAUCAAGAAGAAAGUUCUGAGGUAUUACAUCAAAAUGGAAAUUUAAAGAAAUCACUUGCAAAAGAAAAUACAUCUGUAAAUGCUACAUCUAACACAAAAGAGAACCUUAGUUAUUCAGUAUCUGCUUCAUCUAAAAGUAUCCCAAAAAGUAAUUCAAACGAGGAAGACAUCCUUAGUCUUUUGAAAGCUGGUUUUUCAAACAAACAAUUAGCUGAAGUUGAAAGUGAAAUUAAAUCCAUAGAAAACAGAAGACCAAGAAGAGUUGGCAAGAAAAUUAAAACUAAAGAGAAAGUUGGAGAAAAUACCAUUUUGAAGGCUGCACCUCCAAAUAGUCAGGUAGUUGAAAUUGAAAGAAAUGUUGAAACUGAAAAAACACCAAGAAUAUUUAGGAGGCAAAAUGCUGAAGAGUUUAAAAUAAUAUGUCAACCUCCAUUGCCAGAUGCAUUGGAACCUGAAUUGCCGAAUACAGUUAGUAAUGAGGAUGCUGAUGCUGUAUUUCCAUUGCUAAAAUCUGAAAAUGAACCAGCUCCAAUUCAAUCAUCCAUGAAACAUAAUCAAAACGGUAUAGAUAUUGCAGUAAAGAGCUUGCAAAAGGAAAGUUCGAAGAUAGUAUCCAGUGAUUCAAACUUACUAUGGACUGUUGAAGUCAGACCGGCUCUAAAAGGUAUCCAAGAGGACACUAGUGAAAUGAUACAAGACAUGCAUUUAGAAUCACAAGUCACUGACAAAGACUAUGAAGACUUGGGCACUCUGUCACAGAACACCUGGUGGUCUGAAACAGCAGAUAGUCCUCAGUGUAGUCCUUACAAAACAUUUUCUCCUUCUGAAAAACUUUAUAACAAUUGGUGGAGCAUGCACCAUGUAAAAAAAUCACACACGACAAUAAAGGAAGAGCCAGAAACUGAUCAAUCACAAGAGACACAACCAAAAGGGAAGGUUCUAUCAUUCGAACCUAACCCAAGUAAUAAUCCUUCUUGUGAUACCACUAUCUCUGAAGAGCCUAAGGAUGGAAUUUCUUGUUAUAGAGCUAGAAGAAGAAAUCAAGAGAAUGGUGAUGAAAUUAUGGCAUUAUUAAUGCACGGAGACUCCACAUCUGAUGCUAAUAAAGCAGAUUCCAGCAGAUCCAAGGAUGAAAUUUCAAAGUCAGAGGUUACAAAAGAUGAUAGCAUUAACAGCAGAAGCAUCAUCAAGAACAAUAUCUCACAACCUUCUUGUUCGGUAGUAUCUGGGGCAAAAACCCCUAAAAAAACAACUGUAGUGGAGAAGAAAAACUCGAAAGCUGAUGAUGAGGAUGAUAUUUUGAAGUUGCUGUCGAAAGGUGACUUGUCUCCCCCGACAAUGAUAACCACUCACACAGAGGAACUUGUUCCAUAUAGUUCUCGGAGAUGGCGGCCUCGGUUCCCGAAGCAUAAGGCUACCAGUGAUACAGAUGCUGGGGAUGAAGAGUCUCAUAAACAGGAAGUUGAGGGCCAACUGGAUGAAGGUUAUGAUACCCUACCUAAGCAAAUUAAUGGCGAGACACCUAAAGCUGAAACUGAUAGUGAUUACUUAUCUGGGUGGCGGCGCAGAAGGCGUGAAAGGGAAGAGAGGUUAGCAUCACUGACAACAGUAACGACUAUAACGCCUAGACGAUCAAGAAAAAAUGGAGAAACAGAAAGGCCUACAACAACUGUAGCAAGUGAAGAAUCAUCAACAGUAACAGCAUUAACAGCCAGACGAUCAAGAAGGAAUACAGAAGCAGAAACACUUACAAAGACUGUUUCAAGUGAUGAAUUAUCGUCAUCAACAACGAUAACACCUAGGCGAUCACGAAAUAGCGAGGAGAUUGAAGUAUCGCCAACUCCUGUGUCAAAUGAAGUGAAAUCCAUUCGAAGACGCAGACGCCGGCACGAAGGAAGCGAUUCGACAGAUAGUCUAUCCACAACAACAACAGAAUGUCAACCUGAUCCAGAGGUUCAACAAACACCAAUUAUUGAAGUCCAAACUUUAGGACAAGCACGCUAUCGUCUAUACACAUAUUACCAGUCAGGAACUUCUAAGGCAUCCAUGACUUCUCAAACACUUCUUGCACCUGACACCUUGCCAAAUGGAAUCGCAUCCAGGAGAAGACGGAGCAAACAAGAUCUUGAUGAAGCAUCCGAAAAAGAACGACGGAGGGAGAAAGAUAUUGAAAAAGAAGAGUGCUCGCUCUCAAGUUGUUCUUCCUUGUCAAGUCUGAACAAAGAAGCAGGAGAUCGGUCAUCGUGUGCUUCCAGCAUUUCUAUUGAAAGUACGGGAUCAAAUGAGAAAGUUCCUUUACAUUCAAGUCAAAAAGUACCUAGCAGCCCUUCUGAGCCUCCUGCCAAUCAUCUAGUGCAAUCAUCGAAAACAAACCCUGUUGAAGAUACAAGGCCAGGACAAUGUCAAGUUGCUGAACCUGUCCAGUCAGGGUCACAGCGACUAGUCAAUGGACCACAAACACCCCAAAGUGCUGGACUUUCAGAUACUAAACGUUAUAUCUUAGAUAUGACAUAUACGACCGCUUCACCCACACCGCACUCACGAAAGGUUUCCACUUGCCUUCACAAUUCACCAUCUAUUAUAAAACGGAUGGAGAGUUUAAAGUCACCCUCUACUCCCUUGUCACCACAACAGAUAGAAGUCCUAAAUAACAGUGGCAAAGUGCAAUCUGUUCAGGAAAAACUGCAGUCGCAAUCAUCACUUGAGGAGUCCACAGGGGAAGAGGCAGGUCGCCGCGGUGAUGUCAGUGGUGCUAUUAGCCAAGCCAUUCAGGGCUUAAGUCGGGCAAAUCAACCAGGUUCAAUUCCUGAAGAGGAAGUUAUACCAAAUCCGCAAGAAGUACGGAAAAAGGAAUGGGAAAAAAUCUUGCAUAUGAACAAACGUGAACUGCGUAUUUUGAAUUGGGACUUCACAGACUUAAGCACAGAAGAUGAUGAAGAUAUUUUAGACUUAACACCAAUGUAUCUUAUAAAUGGUAUACCACCACCACCUCCUCCAGUCAGUGGUGCUGGUGGGAUAAAACCAGCACCAAUGUUCAUGCCACCACCCCCACCUGUAAUCAAUUGCCAAAACAGUACACUGAAAAGAACAGCUGAAUUUCCCAAUAAGAAAAAGAAAACUGUCCGUCUUCACUGGAAGGAAGCUAACUUGGAGCAUCCAGUCUUCUCCUCCAUAAAGGAAGGCUCUCGAAAGGGAACAAUAUGGGAAACUCUGUCUUCAGUAAAAUUAGAUUGUGAUAAACUUGAACACUUAUUUGAGAGUCGCACAAAAGAUCUACCAAUCAAGGAGCAGAAAACAGAUUCAGUUAAGAAAAAUGUUAUAACUGUGUUAGAUCACAAACGAUCAAAUGCUAUCAACAUUGGAUUGACUGUUUUACCUCAACCACGCACAAUCAAACAAGCUAUUUUAAAUAUGGACAGUGUUGCCAUCAAUAAAGAAGGAGUAGAGAAACUAUUGACUCUAGUUCCUUCUGAUGAGGAGAUUAAGUUAAUCCAAGAUGCCAAAGCAGCUCAUCCUGAUGUACCACUGGGAUCAGCUGAACAAUUUCUAAUAACCAUGUCUUCAGUGAGUGGAUUAAAAGCAAGACUUAAUCUCUGGCUAUUUAAGAUGGAUUAUGAAACAUUGGAACAGGAGGUGGCUGAACCACUUGCAGAUUUGAAACAGGGAAUUGAAGAUUUAAAAUCUUCCAAAACAUUGAAAUACAUUCUUGCCACACUGCUUGCCAUUGGUAACUUCCUCAAUGGAGUACAGGCUAAAGGUUUUAACAUAGAGUAUCUUGCCAGAGUACCUGAAGUAAAGGAUACGGUCCAUAAACAGUCCCUUCUUCAUCAUCUUUGUAGCAUGGUGAUGGAAAAGUUUCCUGAUGGUUCUGAUCUUUACAGUGAAUUAGCAUCUAUUAGUCGAUGUUCAAAAGUUGAUUUUGAGGCUCUUGCCGAUACACUAGAAAGGAUGGAAAUUCAGUGCAAACAGUCAUGGGAACACCUUCGAGUCAUCUCCAAACAUGAUAGCCAUUCCCAACUGAAAAAUAAAUUACAAGAGUUUUUAGCAGACUCUGCACAAAGAAUUAUUGUUCUUAAAAUUGUACAUAGGAGAGUUAUUAAUAGGUUUAAUAAAUUAUUACUGUACUGUGGGUUUACCCCAAACACAGCAAGUGACAUGAAAGUUAACGAAUUUUGUAAGGUGCUAAGUGAAUUUGCUUUAGAGUAUCGGACCGCUAGGGAACGUGUCCAAGAACAAGAAAAGAAAAAAGAGAAUCACAGAAAGAGAAAUAAAACUAGAGGAAAAAUGAUUGUUGAGAAAUUUACGGGGAAGGACAAAGAAGAAGAUGCCAAGCUACAAAAACUACUCAAAGGUUCUGGAACCACCCCUGGCGAUGAUGCACGUAAAGCAAGGUCAAAAAAAGUCGCAGGUCGACACAGUAUGCCAGGAAACGAGGAGCCAUCUGAAGAGCAGGGUGAUGAAAUGAUGGAUAUCCUCGUCAAGUCUGCCACCGCACCUAGCAACCGUCCACCUCGGGAACGCAAACGGACCAGGCAUGGCAAUAGAAAGUCAUAUGAAUUUGGGCAUUUUACCUUGUAAGAAGAGACUGUAUCACAAUUGCAGGCUUGUUACGUCGAACAUUAAAGGGUGGUUUAUCAGAAGAGGAAGCAAAAGCACUUGGAAUUGUAUCUAAACAUGAAACUAUGAAGGUCUAGGUACAUGGAUGCCAAGAAAACUGCAUCAGUGCGAUAAAUGACACCAGAACAAAUUUCAUGUUACAGGGUAAUGUUUGGUACUAAUAUUAAGUGAACUUAAAUGAAUAUUUGAGUUGGAUGUAGAUGAAAGGAUGUAAAGGGUUGUCCACGUAAACACUGCAAAUGCAUAUUGCAGAAACUUAAAUCACAUCUACUGUUACCAAAAUAUAUUGCAUCAUAGAUGUUAGAUAAAUGAAAAAAUAUAUAGUUAUAAUGCACUGUUAUAAAUCCUAUUGAAUUUUGUGUAUUGCAGCACACCGUAGGUUUUCUGUUUCCUAUACAGCUUCCUGUUUUUAUGUAAUAAAAAAUUAUGAUUAAGUAUUACUAGAGUUGUUGGCAAAUUUAUGGAAUAUUUUAUUGUAAUUUUGUUGUUCUUCCAAUAAUUAUUGUUUGCUUAUUUCUUUUAUUGAUCCAUCAAGAUAUGAGAACAAUGAUUUAAAGAGAACUCUUUACAUUGAUUCAGUGUCUUCAACAUCUUUGAUGAAAAACAACUACAACAUAUCUGUUUUGAUGAAACUAUUUGUUUGUUUUUAGUUAUUGUUUAAAUAAUCAUGGAGGAAAGUUCUUUCGUCAUGAAAUAAUCAUGGAGUUAAGUUCCUAUUUAAAACCCGCCUAGUAUGGUCAUGGAUAUACAAGUGAACAGAUGUCAUUUUGGACUUACUGUGGUGC
Messenger RNA from Anneissia japonica, 13061 nucleotides. RefSeq lists its product as uncharacterized. Gene Ontology annotation, cellular component: cytoplasm; cytoskeleton. Gene Ontology annotation, biological process: actin filament network formation; cortical actin cytoskeleton organization. NCBI's taxonomy places the organism in Eukaryota, Metazoa, Echinodermata, Crinoidea, Comatulida, Comatulidae. The transcript is spliced from 45 exons. The coding region runs from base 58 to 12237 and encodes 4059 amino acids. Gene Ontology annotation, molecular function: actin filament binding. The record is from RefSeq and is a predicted model, not a curated record.